CCACUUGCCACUUGUCAUGUCCUGUCAAUCACUCGUUUGUGUGGAUACAGUUCAUCCGAAUUGAAUUUCAUAUUUCAUAACUUUCGAAAGGAGAGAGUCUGGACCAGAGCGUCGUCAGGGUCUCAUAACGCCAUCUCCCAAGGGGGAAUUGGGCGGGAAGAGAGAAGUUGGAAAGCAAUCAAAAGCUGUAAAGGUAGCAAACAGACAAAGGAAAAGCCUUCUGUAGCAGAAGAGGUGGCAGACAACGUGAGACGAUUAUGCAAAGAUUCUUGAUUUGUGGCGGAACGUGUUGACAGACCGACCUUGUAUGUGAACAAAAUCCAUCAUCAGGGUCUCGCGAUUCAUCAACGCCGUCUCCCAAGCUAACCCCCACGUGGACCCCCCCAAAACGCAAGGUGCCGCACGCACCGCACGUCCCCUCGCUCCAGGAACACAACCGAUGUAGGUAAACUUUGUUACAUCAUCGCUCUGUGCCUUUUGCUCGUUCCCUUUCCCUUUUCCUUUUCUCCCUCAACCACCCUACCAACACUUUUUCUCUAUCUUAUCUUUCGACCCAUCUACCUCUUUUGUUUUAUAGGGUACGGACGCUCGCCAUUUAUUAUCGCGGAAAAUAGUACGCGCGAACGUGCACGCGAAUCGGAAACGAGCAAAGACGCAAGAGAUAGCUACGCGGUUUCCCACUCGAAGGAAAGGGAGUUGAUUGAGACGGAAGAUUAUCAAAGUCACUCUUUCUUGGAGAAAACCAAGUGGAACAGAAGCGAAAAUGGCCUUCCGAUGGUACCAAGCGAAGCUCAAGAGCGCACCGCUCAUGACCUCGAGUAUCACUACGGCUGUCCUCUUUGCGACCGGCGACGUAAUGGCGCAACAAGGCGUCGAGGGACGAGGUCUAGAGAAGCACGACCUGAAACGAACAGGUAGAAUGGCCGCCUACGGCGGAGUCAUCUUCGGACCCGCCGCGACCAAAUGGUACGGCUUCCUCGCACGCAACAUCAACCUGCGCUCCACCAACGGCACCAUCGCCGCCCGCGUCGCCGCUGAUCAAUUCAUCUUCGCGCCCACAAACAUGUUCGUUUUCCUCUCCUCCAUGGCCUACCUCGAAGGUGCUUCACCCCGCGAACGCCUCCAGCAGGCCUACGUCCCGGGCCUGACCAAGAACUUCAUGGUCUGGCCCUGGGUCCAGGCCAUCAACUUUAAAUUCGUGCCCCUCGAUCUCAGAGUCCUGGUCGUCAACGUCAUCAGUUUGGGUUGGAACUGCUAUCUGAGCUUUUUGAACUCGGGUGGCAAUGGUGGAAAGGAGGCUGCUGGUAAAGAAGGUGGAGAGUUGCCUCCUUCGUAG
Periconia digitata is the source of this 1336-nucleotide messenger RNA. The record is from the annotation of a GenBank genome assembly. Lineage: Eukaryota; Fungi; Ascomycota; Dothideomycetes; Pleosporales; Periconiaceae.